AUGGAGAGCGUGGGAGGAAUGGAGAAGUACCGUUUACUUAGCGACCAGGGAGUUUGUUCUUUUGGAGGCGUGGUCCAGAAUCAGAGUGGCUUUAUAAAGAAUGCGACUGACAUGGACAAUAAAGUGGAUUCCGAUUAUGAAAUGCCUGAUAAAGAUUGGUACAUCACUGUUGAAGAUCCAGAGGAAACAAACCCUGUCAGAAUUCUACCAGUCAGACAUCUGAGGAAUGCAGACAAAGACUAUGCAGACAAAAGGGUCCUGUCAUGUACUACCUCGCAUUCCCCACAGAGUUCAUCUCCGGACCUGAGCAAAUUCAGAAACAUAUCCCCAAAAACACCAAAAAGAACUGUUCCAGGUCCAUCUGUCAACAGGAACUUAAAACCAACCCAAUGUUUGCAACCACCAACAGGUGAAAUAAUUAACACACAGUAUGCUAAGAAUCACUUGCCUCCACCUAGGCCUCCAAGGACUUUACCGAAACAACAUCAGCCUCUUCCUCCAGAGCCAGAGAUCAGGAUAUCGGAGACUGAAACAGCACAGGAUAAACCAUGGAGGCCAAGACCUGCAAGGAAACAAAAUUAUGUUAAUGAUCAAUCCGAUGAAUGUCCAAUUACGUUACUUCCCCGCAUGAAUUCGCCACAACAGCUCAAGAGCACUGAUGUCCCACGUUCAAGACGUCCUUUUACACCUCCUAGAUGCUCCCAGGAUCUGGAGUUUAGACAAGGGUGGGUUACAAGUUCUAGUACAGCUUUGAAUUCCAGAGUAUCCCUCGUUUCAGGUAUAACAACACACAAGUCAAGAUACAUCCAUGAAUGGCCUCAGACUAAAAAUGACAUGCAAAAGCUGAAACCCACGAUACCCAGCAGGUCAACAGCUCAGGGUUUAAGCAGGCAUAGCUGGUACAUCGGAGCAUAUGAUCGUUAUGAAGCUGAAACUGCUUUAUAUAGGAAGAGUGUGCUAUUAACUGAUAUUUAA
Polyodon spathula (Mississippi paddlefish) is the source of this 975-nucleotide messenger RNA. RefSeq lists its product as uncharacterized. The transcript is spliced from 16 exons. The coding region runs from base 1 to 975 and encodes 324 amino acids. NCBI's taxonomy places the organism in Eukaryota, Metazoa, Chordata, Actinopteri, Acipenseriformes, Polyodontidae. The record is from RefSeq and is a predicted model, not a curated record.